AUGCAAAUUGCCACUACUCAGAAAGUCGUGAAUGCGCUCUCUCCUGCCCGCCGCGUCCCCGACAUGCGCCGCGCCGCAGUUAACACUAAUGUCACCGCCAACCCGGUCAGGCCGCUGAUGACGAGUGUGGUUAUUCGGCGUAAGAUUACGGUACUCGCUGCCGAGACCACUACGGAGGCGGAGGAUGAUGAGGAAGAGUUAUAUGAGGAGGUCGAGAAGCCUACGAUGGAGUUUGAAGAGCCGGCGUCGGAGAUCGAUGAGCCCGCGGACGACGACAUGGACAACACUUCGCUCAUGUUCAACGACAACAGCUUCGAUGACUCCGUCAGCCCCGAGCAGCAGACUUCGGCCAUGAACCUCUUCGGACGGAAGAUGGUCAGCAUGAAGCGGCUCGGUAUGGGGCUGCGCACUAACCGGGACUGUGAAGGAGUUUUAGCUUUUGUCGAAAGGCCACAUUCGGCGAAGGCUCCAGCUUCACGGCUGCCUGUUGUCAAGCCAAAAUCUGUUGUUGUCUCCGAGAAGACUACGAAACGACAGAUGACUACUUCGAAGACAACGUCAACAUCAUCAUCGAAUCGCGACGCCACGGCGUUAAAGCCACGCAAGCCGGUCGCUCCGGUGGUAGCUCUGCGCAAGACUCCGAACAAGCCAACCACUGUUGCCAAGUCGCUCCCGAAGCGGAACUUGGCUCCAGUUUCGUUGUCGAAGCGCAGAGUCAGCCGUGCGAACACGAAGAGGUCUGCAAGGAAGCCAGAUGCACAGGCAUCACGCAAGGCCAAGACUGUACUGAAGUCUGCCAUGCGCAAGCCCAACUCCCAGGCCGUCAAGAAGCACGUUUACUACGUUGAGGGACCCAUCGCGCCACGCUUCUACGACGUAGAAGAGACCGUCAAGCAGUCCGCUACUGCAGUUGAUGGGUCCACAGCGUCCUUUUCCUGGGAGCCACCGACGGGCCUUCUCCACUCUCAGCCACCCUCGCCAGGCAGAGGUGCAACUCAACUCUUUGAAGGCUCCAACAGUGGCGCUCUGACCAUCAAGCGACGCUUCCUCAACCGCUACGCCAGCGUCCAGCGGUACGAGGCGCGCCGCCGCCAAGAAGCGUUGGCUCGCAGCGAGCGACCAGCGCUGGGUCAGCUUGACUACGGCAACGCAGACUUCAGGAUCGCCUUGCAGGCCUCCAAUGUCAUCACCGCAGAUGACAUUGGCAUGAUGCAGGAUCUGAGCAACAUCGGCAAGGCUGGCAAGUUGUGGUGCGGUAAUCGGGCGAUGGAAACACCGGUGCUGGUUUUCGGGUCGUUCAAGGAGCCGUUCGAAGAUGCGGCUAUCCCGGCGAAGGGUGUCAAGGCGUACAAGAAGCCUUUGCGAUGGCCGACCACUGGGGUUGAGUCACGGUUAGAGAAGUUUGCGGACGAGCACCUGAAAUGUCUUCAGGGUGCCGAUUUGGUGAUCUGA
Molecule: messenger RNA, 1452 nt
Organism: Alternaria triticimaculans
Lineage: Eukaryota; Fungi; Ascomycota; Dothideomycetes; Pleosporales; Pleosporaceae
Exons: 4
Coding region: 1-1452 (483 amino acids)
Source: RefSeq, a predicted model, not a curated record